Branchiostoma belcheri (Belcher's lancelet) is the source of this 2227-nucleotide messenger RNA. RefSeq names its product phosphoacetylglucosamine mutase-like. Gene Ontology annotation, molecular function: phosphoacetylglucosamine mutase activity. Bases 93 to 1736 code for a protein of 547 amino acids. Gene Ontology annotation, biological process: UDP-N-acetylglucosamine biosynthetic process; carbohydrate metabolic process. NCBI's taxonomy places the organism in Eukaryota, Metazoa, Chordata, Leptocardii, Amphioxiformes, Branchiostomatidae. The record is from RefSeq and is a predicted model, not a curated record. The transcript is spliced from 19 exons.
CAACGUUGUAUAACCUGCGUUGAUUGACGUAAUGCAAAUACUUGUGCAUCAGUGACGUCUGUAGGGCGUUACUGACUCUAAAUUUUUAUAAGAUGUCUGAUAUUCUUGUGGAGGCAGUGAAGGGGGCAGCAGCCCACCCUCGGCCAGAGGGCAUCAAGUUUGCCUACGGCACUGCUGGCUUCAGGGACAAGGCAACCAUUUUAGACUCUGUCAUGUACCGUAUGGGGCUGCUUGCUGCAUUGAGGUCAAAGGCUAAGAAAGCCACUGUAGCUGCCAUGAUUACAGCAUCACAUAACCCUGAGCCUGACAAUGGAGUCAAGCUGGUGGAUCCUAUGGGUGAGAUGUUGGAAGCAGCCUGGGAGAAACAUGCCACAGACCUGGCAAAUGCAAAAGAUGAGGACAUUGGAUCUGCCUUACAGAGGAUCAUUGAUGCUGUGGACAUUGACAUCAGUCUUCCUGCAGAUGUCUUUGUUGCCAGGGAUACCAGGCCAAGUGGACCACCUCUCACACAAGCUCUACUGGACGGGCUGAAGGUCAUGGGGUCAACUUUCACUGAUUUUGGGAUACUGACAACUCCUCAGCUGCACUACCUAGUGCGUUGCCACAACAGCAAGGGUGCCUAUGGGGAGCCAACAGAAGAUGGCUACUACAAGAAGCUAGCCGAAGCCUUCCUUAAACUGAGGGAAGGUGGUACAAAGAAGAAGUAUGUACCAGAUGUGAUUCUAGAUGGUGCUAAUGGAGUCGGUGCACUGAAGACGAGGAAACUACAGGCACACCUGAAUGACACCCUGAAGAUAACAGUCUGUAAUGAUGGGUCUUCUGGGAAACUCAAUGAGAAGUGUGGAGCAGACUUCGUGAAGGUACAGCAAAUGCCACCAGCAGGUAUGGAUAUUCAGCCAGGCCAGAGGUGUGUGUCCUUUGAUGGUGAUGCAGACAGAGUUGUGUUCUUCUACCUAAACAAAGAUGGAGUUUUCAAUCUCUUGGAUGGAGACAAGAUUUCAACAUUGAUUGCUGGUUACCUGGGCGAGCUUGUGUCAGCCUCAGGCCUUCAGCUCAACAUUGGCGUGGUGCAGACAGCGUAUGCUAACGGCUCCUCAACACGCUACCUGGAGGAUGUUAUGAAAGUGCCUGUGUCCUGUGCAAAGACUGGAGUGAAACACUUACACCACAAGGCUUUGGAGUUUGAUGUUGGGGUGUACUUUGAAGCCAAUGGACAUGGAACGGUACUUUUCAGUGACCAAGCAGAGCAAAAGAUCAAGGCUGCCAGCCAGGAUGACAGUCUUGAGUGCAGUAGGAGAGAAGCUGCAACAAGGCUGACCCUCAUGAUGGACCUGAUCAACCAGACUGUUGGGGACGCCAUCUCAGACUUUCUAGUGGUGGAGACCAUCCUGUCCACCCGAGACUGGGCCGCAGACGACUGGAACAUGCAGUACAGGGACCUCCCAUCCAGGCUGCUCAAGAUCAAGGUGAAGGACAGGACAGCUGUCCAGACGACUGAUGCUGAGCGCUGUGCCACGGCACCAGCUGGUCUCCAGGAGGCCAUCAACAAACUUGUCGCUAAAUACCAGCAGGGAAGGUCAUUUGUCAGGCCUUCAGGAACAGAAGACGUAGUCAGGGUGUUUGCAGAGGCAGAUACUCAGGCUAAUGCAGACGUGCUUGCUCAUGAGGUCAGUGUGCAGGUGUACCAGCUGGCAGGGGGAGUCGGGGACCAACCACAGCCUCCCAGCACUUCUUAGAUAAAAUAUGGUCUAUGUGGACAGGUGGUCACUAUGUAGAGUAAGACAGGAUUCUUACUGUUUGUGUCACAUUGGUCAGGUGGUCCUUUAUGUACAGGAUUCACUGUAGGACAGCAUAAUAUAACUAUCAAUCUUCCUGUCAAGUUCAUUUUCUAUGAAAGUCUUGGCACCAGACAUACAUUUUGUACAUAGACAUCUGUGAAGUGGUGGUCGACCCAAAUGGUGGGAUAGUUGACUGCAACAUAAGGCAGCAGCAAACAUUGUCAGAUUUGUGGCAAUGAUAUAUUAGUUCAUGGCUUGCUCUAAGUUGUAUGUCAUGUUUUGAUUGUGCAUGUGAAUAGAAUCAAUGGGCAUGUGGUGCUCUUGCAUUUACAUUACUUUAACACUUUCCUUCUGGCAGCAGCAAGAAGGAAUCCUUAGUGUUAAGUAGACUCAAGUAAAUAAGGGUAAUCACUGACUUGAUGAGGGUAACAAAUUUAUGUGUAAUAGUA